This is a messenger RNA of Anopheles stephensi (Asian malaria mosquito), 819 nucleotides long. RefSeq lists its product as uncharacterized. Lineage: Eukaryota; Metazoa; Arthropoda; Insecta; Diptera; Culicidae. The transcript is spliced from 2 exons. Bases 64 to 678 code for a protein of 204 amino acids. Gene Ontology annotation, molecular function: odorant binding. The record is from RefSeq and is a predicted model, not a curated record.
GUGCACUUACACUAGCCAGUGCAAUCUAUCGGCGCCACAGUGAACCUACCGAGUGAAGAAGCAAUGGGAAAAGUGUUGAUUUUCGUAGGGCUGCUCGUUAUGGUCAGUGUUGUAGCGGCGGGACGAUUCGAGCGGUCAGUGUUUGGAUCGAGAGUACGGCGCGAUGCCUCAAUGCGGUGCUGUAACGAUGGAUUCGACAAGAGCGAAAUUCACGCCAAAUUUGCCGAAAUUCGUACCGCUUGCAUUGGAGAGCUCGGUUUGGGAGAGGUUUCUCAUGAGGAGAUGAUGAAGAACCGUGAACAUUUGAACUGUAUCACCGAGUGUAUCGCCAAGAAGGAGGGCAUAGCGGACGAAACCGGUGCCCUCGUCCACACGGACCUGGCGAAAGUGGUAACCGAGCAUAUGAGCACCAUCGAAUGGAAGGUACCACUGGCGGAAGGAUUCAUCAAGCAGUGUUUCGACGAGGUGGAGACAACCGACGGUGCCUUCGUGCCGAGCGACGAAGCGAAAUGCAAUCCGGAAGGGUUCGAUUUUGUGUUCUGCCUGUGGCGCCAGUUCACACUGUCCUGUCCGGAAGAGUUCCGGGACGAUUCGGACAAGUGUGUCGAGCUGCGGGAAAAGCUUUCGAACAAGGAAGACGUAAGCGGCUUGCACGAUGAGAUUGAGGCGGCUGAAUAGGUGUUAGGGAUCGAAUAGGCGCCUAAAGGUAUGCAAUGCGAUCGACAACGAUAAUGAUGACGCACACCGCUGGACACCCUGUGUUAGGUUAGCAUUUGUAAGCUACAUAUGAAUAAAGUACGAUAUACAAUCAUGCCCUCA